Messenger RNA from Aspergillus calidoustus, 312 nucleotides. NCBI's taxonomy places the organism in Eukaryota, Fungi, Ascomycota, Eurotiomycetes, Eurotiales, Aspergillaceae. The record is from the annotation of a GenBank genome assembly.
AUGCAUUCCCACCUACACACUCCGUACAACAUCAACUGCGAGGAGAUCAUGACCGCCCUCGACGAAUGCCACGCCCGAGGUUUCAUUCACAAGGCCCUCGGAAACUGUAACGACAUUAAGCGCGAUGUGAACCGAUGCUUGGCCGGAGAGCGGUACGCCCGUGCGAAGCGCAAUCGGGACGAUGCGCGCGAGAAGAGGAAGCGCAUUGAGAAGAUCUGGGCUGAUGAGAGGGCGGCUGCGACUGGUGUAUCGGCGGCGGAUUUGGCUACGGCGACGGCUGCAGCUGCGGCUGUGGGAGGGGAGAAGCAAUGA